CUGAGGCGGGAUUUGGAGCCGACUGUCGAAUCUGCGGGCGGAAGCGGGGCCCGGUGACUCAGCACGACAAGAUGGCGUCGGUGUGGGAUGAGGCGGAGCAAGAUGGAAUCGGGGAGGAGGUACUCAAAAUGUCCACAGAGGAAAUUAUCCAACGGACCCGGCUGCUGGACAGCGAGAUUAAGAUCAUGAAGAGCGAAGUGCUUCGCGUCACCCACGAGCUGCAGGCUAUGAAGGACAAGAUCAAAGAGAACAGCGAGAAGAUUAAAGUCAACAAAACCCUGCCUUACCUGGUUUCCAACGUCAUCGAGCUCCUGGAUGUUGAUCCCAAUGACCAAGAAGAGGACGGCGCAAACAUUGACCUCGACUCCCAGAGGAAGGGCAAGUGUGCCGUGAUCAAAACUUCCACACGGCAGACAUACUUCCUGCCGGUGAUUGGUUUGGUGGAUGCGGAGAAGCUAAAGCCCGGGGAUCUGGUGGGAGUGAACAAGGACUCUUACCUCAUCCUGGAGACGCUGCCCACUGAGUACGACUCGCGGGUGAAGGCCAUGGAGGUGGACGAGAGGCCCACGGAGCAGUACAGUGACAUCGGGGGGCUGGACAAGCAAAUCCAGGAGCUGGUGGAAGCCAUCGUGCUGCCCAUGAACCACAAGGAGAAGUUCGAGAACCUGGGGAUCCAACCCCCUAAAGGAGUGCUGAUGUACGGCCCCCCCGGCACGGGGAAGACCCUCUUAGCCCGCGCCUGCGCCGCCCAGACCAAGGCUACGUUCCUGAAGCUGGCCGGUCCCCAGUUGGUUCAGAUGUUCAUCGGCGACGGGGCCAAGCUGGUUCGAGACGCCUUCGCCCUGGCCAAGGAGAAAGCCCCCUCCAUCAUCUUCAUCGACGAACUGGAUGCCAUUGGCACCAAGCGGUUUGACAGCGAGAAGGCUGGUGACAGAGAGGUGCAGAGGACCAUGCUGGAGCUCCUGAACCAGCUGGAUGGAUUCCAGCCCAACACGCAAGUCAAGGUAAUAGCUGCCACGAACAGGGUGGACAUCCUGGACCCCGCCCUGCUACGCUCCGGCCGCCUGGACCGCAAAAUCGAGUUCCCGAUGCCCAACGAGGAGGCCAGGGCUCGGAUCAUGCAGAUUCACUCCCGGAAAAUGAACGUCAGCCCCGACGUCAACUACGAGGAACUGGCCCGCUGCACUGACGACUUCAACGGGGCCCAGUGUAAGGCCGUGUGCGUGGAAGCGGGCAUGAUUGCGCUGCGGAGAGGAGCCACAGAGCUGACCCACGAGGACUACAUGGAGGGGAUCCUGGAGGUCCAGGCGAAGAAGAAAGCCAACUUGCAGUACUACGCCUAGCUCCGACCCCCACCCCCUCCCGGGCUGUUCACAAUAAAGGUGGUUUAGUUUCUUUCCUCCCCCUCCCCA
Molecule: messenger RNA, 1412 nt
Organism: Tachyglossus aculeatus (Australian echidna)
Lineage: Eukaryota; Metazoa; Chordata; Mammalia; Monotremata; Tachyglossidae
Gene: PSMC3
Product: proteasome 26S subunit, ATPase 3
Exons: 12
Coding region: 72-1343 (423 amino acids)
Biological process (GO): proteasome-mediated ubiquitin-dependent protein catabolic process
Cellular component (GO): proteasome regulatory particle, base subcomplex
Molecular function (GO): ATP binding; ATP hydrolysis activity; proteasome-activating activity
Source: RefSeq, a predicted model, not a curated record